This is a messenger RNA of Schistosoma intercalatum, 513 nucleotides long. NCBI's taxonomy places the organism in Eukaryota, Metazoa, Platyhelminthes, Trematoda, Strigeidida, Schistosomatidae. The record is from the annotation of a GenBank genome assembly.
AAAAGAAUGCCUGAUGUCAAAGAAUUGAAAUCAAUCCUAGAUGAAAUAGAUACAUUUCUUGUGUCUGGAAAAGAUCCUCAACCAAAUUGGUGGCAUAAAACAACUAUGAAUAAUAAUGAUAAUAAUACUAAUCAUAGUGGUAAUAAAACAACAACACCAAUAAAGAAUAACACACCAACGAGAAGAACAACGGCAAAAACAAUCAGUGAAAAUAUAAACAAUGAGCCUAAAAGCAAUUUAAAAUCACUGUGUUUUUCCCAGUCUAAUCGAAAUAAAUCUUUAAGUAAUGAUGCUUAUAUCUAUGAAUGUACAAAUAAUGAAUCAAAGUCAAUAAUGAAUACACCAUCAUCAGUCAAUAAAAGUAUAAAUCUAUCCGAUGAUGAUGAUGAUGAUGGUGCAACAAUCUCUGCAUUAAAUUCAUCUGUCACUAGUUUUAUAUCACCUAAACAAAUUGUUUUUCCUGAAAAAAAGGAUUCUCAUCAUGAUUCUAAAGAACAACAAAUUAAAAUUACA